AUGUCGAAAUUUGCCAACUUUAUUUCAACCUUCAAAGGUCGUUUAUCAAGGCGAUCCGUUGCUCAGCCUGGCGACAGUACACCCCAGUCCUCAACAGAAGCUGUCGAUAAUCCAAAGAACGCAGUAACGGAUGUUGACACUAACCACACAGACUUUACAACCCAGUGCGGUGAGGGAGGAAUAGGCAAGCCGGAUGCGGAGACUCAGUGCGAAGACGGUUCCCGGCCUAAGACAUGUGAAACCGAGAGCAACACUGCACCCGACAAACACAGUACUAGCGAAUAUGUUGUAGAAGCUAAUGAGGAUAACGUAGAGCCAAAGCCUGACUCCAUGGACCAGACGGGAAUGAACGAAGGACAAAAAGCAAUGCAGACAUAG
Messenger RNA from Dicrocoelium dendriticum, 378 nucleotides. NCBI's taxonomy places the organism in Eukaryota, Metazoa, Platyhelminthes, Trematoda, Plagiorchiida, Dicrocoeliidae. The record is from the annotation of a GenBank genome assembly.